AUGCUUCCAGCACUCACCGAAACACAUGCUAAGCCUCCAGCACUCACAGAAACACAUGCUAUGCUUCUAGCACUCACAGAAGCACAUGCUAUGCUUGCAUCACUCACAGAAACACAUGUUAUGCUUGCAGCACUCACAGAAAAACAUGCUAUGCUUGCAGCAUUCACAGAAACAGAUGCUAUGCUUGCAGCAUUCACAGAAACACAUGCUAUGCUUACAGCACUCACAGAAACACAUGCUAUGCUUACAGCACUCACAGAAACACAUGUUAUGCUUGCAGCACUCACAGAAACACAUGCUAUGCUUGCAGCAUUCACAGAAACAGAUGCUAUGCUUGCAGCACUCACAGAAACACAUGCUAUGCUUGCAGCAUUCACAGAACACAUGCUAUGCUUGCAGCACUCACAAAAACACAUGCUAUACUUGCAGCACUUACGUAAACACAUGCUGUGCCUGCAGUAUUCACAUAAACUCAAACCAGGGAUGUCGAGGACAGUUUAUAAAUCUGAAAGAUUAAAUAAGUCGCAGGAAUCAGUAGGAUUUAAUGUGAAAGAAACAUUUUGCUGCUUAGAACUGUUAAAUUCAUCAAACAAUAAGCUAGAGGCACAAGGUAUUAAAACAAGAUUCAAGCAGAUCACCCUGGUAUAUAAUCCACCUUCAACAAUGGCUGAGGAAUUCAUGGAACGGAAACCAGCCACAGAUAUGUCAGAGGGAAGAAGAGCAGAAAGACUGGAAAGUAAACAGGAAGAAACAGCAGCAGGCAGGAGGAAAAGUAAAACAAGCAGUGAGAUGGCCACAUCCAUCAGGCGGCAGGUGACGAUUAUGACUAAAACACAAAGAAGAGAGCGGUGCUGGCGUCACCAUGUGUCGUCGGCAGUAAUCAAGAGCGAGCCCGGGAUCAGGCUUUCCACAUGGCCUGUUCAACCAGGCUGUUGCUAUCAGCCCGCUGGCCCACAUAGCAUGCCAGCGGAGAGUAUGCCAGCGGAGAGUAAGCCAGCGGAGAGUAAGCCAGCGGAGAGUAAGCCAGCGGAGAGUAAGCCAGCGGAGAGUAUGCCAGCGGAGAGUAUGCCAGCAGAGAGUAUGCCAGCGGAGAGUAAGCCAGCGGAGAGUAAGCCAGCGGAGAGUAUGCCAGCGGAGAGUAUGCCAGCGGAGAGUAUGCCAGCAGAGAGUAAGCCAUCGGAGAGUAAGCCAGCGGAGAGUAUGCCAGCGGAGAGUAUGCCAGCGGAGAGUAUGCAGCGGAGAGUAAGUCAGCGGAGAGUAAGCCAGCGGAGAGUAAGCCAGCGGAGAGUAAGCCAGCGGAGAGUAUGCCAGCGGAGAGUAUGCCAGCGGAGAGUAAGCCAGCGGAGAGUAUGCCAGCGGAGUAAGCCAGCGAAGAGUAUGCCAGCGGAGAGUAUGCCAGCGGAGAGUAAGCCAGCGGAGAGUAUGCCAGCGGAGAGUAUGCCAGCGGAGAGUAUGCCAGCAGAGAGUAAGCCAGUGGAGAGUAUGCCAGCGGAGACGGAGAGUAAGCCAGCGGAGAGUAAGCCAGCGGAGAGUAUGCCAGCGGAGAGUAAGCCAGCGGAGAGUAUGCCAGCGGAGAGUAUGCCAGCGGAGAGUAUGCCAGCGGAGAGUAAGCCAGCGGAGAGUAAGCCAGCGGAGAGUAAGCCAGCGGAGAGUAUGCCAGCAGAGAGUAAGCCAGCGGAGAGUAUGCCAGCGGAGAGUAAGCCAGCGGAGAAGUUGCCAGCGGAGAGUAAGCCAGCGGAGAGUAUGCCAGCGGAGAGUAUGCCAGCGGAGAGUAAGCCAGCGGAGAGUAAGCCAGCGGAGAGUAUGCCAGCGGAGAGUAUGCCAGCGGAGAGUAAGCCAGCGAGAAGUAAGCCAGCGGAGAGUAUGCCAGCGGAGAGUAAGCCAGCGGAGAGUAUGCCAGCGGAGAGUAUGACAGCGGAGAGUAUGCCAGCGGAGAGUAAGCCAGCGGAGAGUAUGCCAGCAGAGAGUAUGCCAGCGGAGAGUAAGCCAGCGGAGAGUAUGCCAGCGGACAGUAUGCCAGCGGAGAGUAAGCCAGCGGAGAGUAUGCCAGCGGAGAGUAAGCCAGCGGAGAGUAUGCCAGCGGAGAGUAUGCCAGCGGAGAGUAAGCCAGCGGAGAUAUUGCCAGCGAGGAGUAAGCCAGCGGAGAGUAAGUCAGCGGAGAGUAAGCCAGCGGAGAGUAAGCCAGCGGAGAGUAAGCCAGCGGAGAGUAUGCCAGCGGAGAGUAUGCCAGCAGAGAGUAAGCCAGCGGAGAGUAUGCCAGCGGAGAGUAAGCCAGCGAAGAGUAUGCCAGCGGAGAGUAUGCCAGCGGAGAGUAAGCCAGCGGAGAGUAAGCCAGCGGAGAGUAAGCCAGCGGAGAGUAUGCCAGCGGAGAGUAUGCCAGCGGAGAGUAUGCCAGCAGAGAGUAAGCCAGCGGAGAGUAUGCCAGCAGAGAGUAAGCCAGCGGAGAGUAUGCCAGCGGAGAGUAUGCCAGCGGAGAGUAAGCCAGCGGAGAGUAAGCCAGCGGAGAGUAUGCCAGCGGAGAGUAAGCCAGCGGAGAGUAUGCCAGCGGAGAGUAUGCCAGCGGAGAGUAUGCCAGCGGAGAGUAAGCCAGCGGAGAGUAAAGCCACGGAGAGUAAGCCAGCGGAGAGUAAGCCAGCGGAGAGUAAGCCAGGGGAGAGUAUGCCAGCGGAGAGUAAGCCAGCGGAGAGUAAGCCAGCGCAGAGUAUGCCAGCGGAGAGUAUGCCAGCGGAGAGUAAGCCAGCGGAGAGUAAGCCAGCGGAGAAUAUGCCAGCGGAGAGUAAGCCAGCGGAGAGUAAGCCAGCGGAGAGUAAGCCAGCGGAGAGUAUGCCAGCGGAGAGUAUGCCAGCGGAGAGUAUGCCAGCAGAGAGUAAGCCAGCGGAGAGUAUGCCAGCAGAGAGUAAGCCAGCGGAGAGUAUGCCAGCGGAGAGUAAGCCAGCGGAGAGUAAGCCAGCGCAGAGUAUGCCAGCGGAGAGUAUGCCAGCGGAGAGUAAGCCAGCGGAGAGUAAGCCAGCGGAGAGUAAGCCAGCGGAGAGUAUGCCAGCGGAGAGUAAGCCAGCGGAGAAGAGUAAGCCAGCGGAGAGUAUGCCAGCGGAGAGUAUGCCAGCGGAGAGUAAGCCAGCGGAGAGUAAGCCAGCGGAGAGUAUGCCAGCGGAGAGUAAGCCAGCGGAGAGUAUGCCAGCGGAGAGUAUGCCAGCGGAGAGUAAGCCAGCGAAGAGUAUGCCAGCGGAGAGUAAGCCAGCGGAGAGUAUGCCAGCGGAGAGUAUGCCAGCGGAGAGUAUGCCAGCGGAGAGUAAGCCAGCGGAGAGUAAGCCAGCGGAGAGUAAGCCAGCGGAGAGUAUGCCAGCGGAGAGUAUGCCAGCGGAGAGUAUGCCAGCGGAGAAUAAGCCAGCAGAGAGUAAGCCAGCGGAGAGUAUGCCAGCAGAGAGUAAGCCAGCGGAGAGUAUGCCAGCGGAGAGUAUGCCAGCGGAGAGUAAGCCAGCGGAGAGUAUGCCAGCGGAGAGUAAGCCAGCGGAGAGUAUGCCAGCGGAGAGUAUGCCAGCGGAGAGUAUGCCAGCGGAGAGUAAGCCAUCGGAGAGUAUGCCAGCGGAGAGUAAGCCAGCGGAGAGUAUGCCAGCGGAGAGUAUGCCAGCGGAGAGUAUGCCAGCGGAGAGUAAGCCAGCGGAGAGUAAGCCAGCGGAGAGUAAGCCAGCGGAGAGUAUGCCAGCGUGUGAUAUGCCAGCGGAGAGUAUGCCAGCGGAGAGUAAGCCAGCGGAGAGUAUGCCAGCGGUGAGUAUGCCAGCGGAGAGUAUGCCAGCGGAGAGUAUGCCAGCGGAGACUAAGCCAGCGGAGAGUAAGCCAGCGGAGAGUAAGCCAGCGGAGAGUAUGCCAGCGGAGAGUAUGCCAGCGGAGAGUAUGCCAGCGGAGAGUAUGCCAGCGGAGAGUAUGCCAGCAGAGAGUAAGCCAGCGGAGAGUAAGCCAGCGGAGAGUAAGCCAGGGGAGAGUAUGCCAGCGGAGAGUAAGCCAGCGGAGAAUAUGCCAGCGGAGAGUAUGCCAGCGGAGAGUAAGCCAGCGGAGAGUAUGCCAGCGGAGAGUAAGCCAGCGGAGAGUAAGCCAGCGGAGAGUAAGCCGGUGGUUUAG
Messenger RNA from Cherax quadricarinatus, 4116 nucleotides. NCBI's taxonomy places the organism in Eukaryota, Metazoa, Arthropoda, Malacostraca, Decapoda, Parastacidae. The record is from RefSeq and is a predicted model, not a curated record.